Messenger RNA from Onychostoma macrolepis, 3401 nucleotides. RefSeq names its product tubulin tyrosine ligase-like family, member 6 (gene ttll6). Gene Ontology annotation, biological process: microtubule cytoskeleton organization; protein polyglutamylation. The record is from RefSeq and is a predicted model, not a curated record. Gene Ontology annotation, cellular component: cilium. Gene Ontology annotation, molecular function: tubulin binding; tubulin-glutamic acid ligase activity. Lineage: Eukaryota; Metazoa; Chordata; Actinopteri; Cypriniformes; Cyprinidae.
UUACUUGAAAGAUUGAAACAAAAAUGUAAGUUGAAUAAAAAGACCAAAAAUACACUCGUUUUUGUUUAUGUCAUCGUACUCAUUCAAACUGUAAAUUACUUGAAGCACGAAUUUCUUGAUCAACACUGAAUGGGUCUUUUACAAUACAUGUAAAAUUGUUUGUCACUUGUUGUGAUUGUAAAAGAGUGCAGAAUUACCUCGGUAGAUUGAGUUAACGUCUCUCAAGCCAAUUUGUCACGUAUAAUCUACUAGUUCCUAUUCAAACCCGAUUGGCAUUACCAGAAUGAGAACCAAUAAGAGAUCAAGCAUUUGCGAGCGUGAAGUGAGAUUGGACGGCUCUGUGUUCUCCUGACCUCGUGCUCUCAAGAGCACUUGGCAACAUUGUAAGCAUAAGAAAAUCCGCUGACAUUUCCUCCUAAUCAGCCGUGAAAAUCCGUGAUCCUGCCCCCCGCUGAAACCACCGCAACAGGUAUUACGUGCCAGAACCCAGACGACAGCUCGCUGUGGGGAGGAUGAUAGCCUUCCACUGGACAGAUAAAGCUAAGUGGUGUGGACAGGAGAAUUUCCCGUCUUAGAGGGUUGUGAUCUGACUGCCAGCACUGCUGCCCUCCUUCUGAAGAGAUCACGGGUUACUAAUGGGGACACCGGCGGAGAACUCAGUGAGUGAAACAUGCAGGUUUGAGCCUGAUCCAGGGGUGGAGGGAGAAGGCUGGGGAAGUGACUCUCAUGCAGAGCCUUGUAACACACCGGUUCCCCUGCCUGCAGCGAACAAGAAGAAAAAGAGAAAGAAGAAACUGUGGAUAAAUCUCACCAGCUGCAAAUAUGAGAGUGUGCGUCGUGCUGCUAACAGAUAUGGACUACGAGAGGCUGCAGAAGGAGAAGACUGGACCCUGUUUUGGACUGACUGCUCUGUCUCUCUAGACAGGGUCAUGGAUAUGAAACGUUACCAGAAAAUCAACCAUUUUCCUGGCAUGAAUGAAAUCUGCAGGAAGGACUUGCUCGCACGCAAUAUGAACCGUAUGCUGAAACUCUUCCCGAAGGAGUACAACAUCUUUCCUCGCACAUGGUGCCUCCCCGCAGAUUAUAGUGACUUCCAAGCCUACACCAGAGCCAAAAAGCACAAAACGUAUAUCUGCAAGCCAGACUCAGGUUGCCAAGGUCGUGGUAUCUAUCUUAGCAAGUCCAAUAAAGAUAUUCGGCCAGGAGAACACAUGAUUUGCCAGGUGUACAUGUCCAAGCCAUUCAUCAUCGAUGGGUUCAAGUUCGACCUGCGCAUUUAUGUAUUAGUGACCAGCUGUGACCCCUUCCGUAUCUUCAUGCACAAUGAGGGACUAGUCCGUUUCUGCACCACUCAAUAUACUGAGCCCACUGGCAACAAUUUGGAGGAUGUUUGCAUGCACUUAACUAACUAUGCCAUCAACAAGCACAGUGAAAACUUUGUACGUGAUGAAGAUACGGGCAGCAAACGGAAACUCUCCAGCUUCAAGAAGCACAUGGAAGCCAUGAGCUGUGAUACUGAGAAGAUGUGGACAGACAUUGAGGAUGUCAUCAUUAAGACACUAAUAUCAGCCCACCCUAUUCUCAAACACAACUACCACACCUGCUUCCCCAAUCAUGCAUCUGGAAGUGCCUGCUUUGAGAUCUUGGGAUUUGAUGUGUUACUGGACCGUCGACUUAAACCUUGGCUUCUUGAGGUCAACCACUCCCCCAGCUUCACCACAGACUCCCGUUUAGACCGGGAGGUGAAGGACAGCCUGCUGUAUGACACUUUGGUGCUGAUUAACCUGGGGGCCUGUGACCGCAGGAAGAUCACAGAGGAGGAGAAGCGCCGGGUAAAGGAGAGACUCCAGCAGAACCGCUCUAGAGAGGCCAGGAAUGAGGAGCUUCGUCAGUCACAGGCUGCUAGUGUGGAGCAGAUGGAGAAAUAUGAAGCAAAACAUAUGGGUGGAUUCCGGCGAAUCUUCCCUCGGGAAGCAGGGGAGAAAUAUGAAAAGUAUUUUCAACACAGCAGUUCUCUCUUCCAGGAGACUGCAGCCUCCAAAGCCAGGGAGGAGUGUGCCAGGCAGCAGCUCCAGGAGUUGCGUCUGAAGCAGGAGCAGAAAGAACGAGAAAAGAAGGGAUCACGUAAGCAGGAUCUUCAAGGUGAAUCUGCAGGAGAAAGAGCAAAACCAAGAAGAAUUCAGCCCCCACACCAAAACCCCAAUUCACUUACAGCUAUGCUAGAGCAGACCACCUUGAGGGGAGAGACACCUGUUGCUCUUGACCUAAUAGAGGAAGAGGAGGCAGAGAGAGUCAGUGAACUUCACCAGCGAGAGACUCUGCUGCUAAACAUGGGUGUGGUGAACCAAGUGCGCCAGCUACUUCAAAGUGCCAAUCAUCUUACUGAACUUAUCAACCACUCACGUGAACAAACCAGCUUUCCCUCACACUGCAGACAUGAUCACAAACUGGACUCCAUUGCAGAGAUUUCUUGGAGGCAGAAGAACCUCUGCACUAUGAUGCAUCAGCAGGUGUCUACAAAAGCCAAGCCCUGCAUGCAGUAUAUACAUCCCCAGCCGCAGCAAAACCGAAAGCCAUGGCCCUCUCUAGAACACGGUCUGCUACAGCCAGUCCAGACUGAACCGGGAGGUCUGAAACACUGUGAGGUGGAAGAUAUGGCAGCGUCAAAUGCAGAGCAGCAGGCUCCUGCUCCUCUGAUGAAAGCUACUAGUGCUCAGCGGAUACCUCUGACAAUUAAUGGGUCUUUCGCUUGGCGUCAUGGCAGCAUGAGUUCCUCUUUGGCUGAGUCGAGAGCGAGAGCGUCAAUGCUUGGAGUGCCUCCCCUCGUUCUAGGACGGUCACAGGGUGCCACGGUAUUCCGUGACCCCAAAUCUCUCUAUGUCAUUUCCACCCCUGCUCCUCUUGUCCCCAGGCCCCUCUCCCACGGCCUUCGAAAGGCCCCUCGCAGAGUCCUGCCGCAUGACCCAGGACAUAACCAAGUAAUUCAAUAAAAUUAGUAUGGAGAAUACAGGCUAAGGAAGGUGUUAAGAUGUCAGUAAUAAAUCAGGAAUAGAAGGUGAGAAGGUCUGCAUUCAACUGUCUUCCGUACUGAAAAUGUGAAAUUUCUCUCUUUGCUGUUCAAUAGAAAGCCAUUUCUCUGUUUUGUCUACUUUAGUUCUGUAAUUUGGUUACAGUUAGUCAGGAAACUUUACAACUUGACAAUGAAGUAUGCUGGUGCCUACUGUAGCCUUUCGUGUUUUUUCUUGCUAUGCAUUCUUAGUUUGGAAGAAGCCAUAAGAGAAUGAUUUCAGUAUAAAUUAAUGUGAAUAUGCUUUUAUUUUACACAGCCUUUGUAAGCUAUUUUCAUGAUUUUUCAUGUCAUACUGAGCCAAUAUAAAUAAAUAUUUCAAUAAAAAAAAAAU